AUGGCGGCGGCACCGGCCCCACCGGCCCCGCGCUCCUUCAGCGCGGCCGAGGUGCGGGCUCGCUGUGCGCAGGGCUCCUGCCUGGUCCGCUGCCGCCGCCGCCUCUACGACCUGAGCGGCUUCGUGCGGCUGCACCCGGGCGGGGAGCAGCUCCUGCGGCGCCGAGCCGGCACCGACGUGAGCGCCGCGCUGGACGGGCCGCCCCACCGGCACUCGGCUAACGCCCGCCGCUGGCUCGAGCAGUACUACGUGGGGGAGAUGGAGUCCGGCGACGAGCAGACCCCACCUAAAGUGCUGAGGCCAGGUGCUGCAGCCCAGCCCUCAACGCAGAUGGAUCCCCGCUGUAAAAAAGUGGAUGAGGAGAAGGAUCUGGUGGACUGGCAGAAGCCCUUGCUGUGGCAGGUGGGCAACCUGGGGGAGAAGUACGACGAGUGGGUGCACCAGCCCGUAGACCGGCCCAUCCGCCUCUUCCACUCGGAUCUCCUCGAGUCCCUCUCCAAGACGGCGUGGUACGUGGUGAUCAUAGUGUGGGCUCCCGUGGUGCUCUAUCUCAGCUGGGUCAGCUACACCUUCCUCGCCCAGGGCAACACCAGGCUCUUCUCCUCCUUCACCACAGAGUACUCCAUCCCCGUCCACAAAUACUGCUUCCCCUUCAUCUUCCUCCUGGGGAUGUUCCUAUGGUCCCUGGUCGAGUACCUCAUCCAUCGCUUUGUCUUCCACAUGAACCCGCCCGCUAGUAACUACUAUCUCAUCACGCUGCAUUUCUUGCUGCAUGGGCAGCACCACAAGUCUCCCUUCGACAGCUCCCGCCUGGUGUUCCCUCCCGUGCCAGCCUCGCUGGUGAUGGGCUUCUUCUACGGCCUCCUGCGGCUGCUGCUGCCCGAGGGGCUGGGGCUGUCGGUGUUCGUGGGAGGGCUCUGCGGCUACGUCAUCUACGACAUGAUGCACUAUUACCUCCACUAUGGCUCCCCCAAGAAAGGCACCUACCUGUAUGGCCUGAAGGCUUACCACGUCAAGCACCACUUUGAGCACCAAAAAUCAGGCUUUGGCAUCAGCACCCGCUUCUGGGACCACCCCUUCCGGACGCUCAUCCCCGAGGAGACCUUCGCGAAGGAGGACUGA
Indicator indicator is the source of this 1122-nucleotide messenger RNA. RefSeq names its product fatty acid 2-hydroxylase (gene FA2H). NCBI's taxonomy places the organism in Eukaryota, Metazoa, Chordata, Aves, Piciformes, Indicatoridae. Gene Ontology annotation, biological process: fatty acid metabolic process; lipid biosynthetic process. Gene Ontology annotation, molecular function: fatty acid 2-hydroxylase activity; heme binding; iron ion binding. The record is from RefSeq and is a predicted model, not a curated record. The transcript is spliced from 8 exons. Gene Ontology annotation, cellular component: endoplasmic reticulum; membrane. Bases 1 to 1122 code for a protein of 373 amino acids.